This is a messenger RNA of Prionailurus viverrinus (fishing cat), 1202 nucleotides long. It is a transcript of the gene ZDHHC12, whose product is annotated as zinc finger DHHC-type palmitoyltransferase 12. Gene Ontology annotation, cellular component: Golgi apparatus; endoplasmic reticulum. Gene Ontology annotation, molecular function: protein-cysteine S-palmitoyltransferase activity. The transcript is spliced from 5 exons. The coding region runs from base 57 to 869 and encodes 270 amino acids. Gene Ontology annotation, biological process: peptidyl-L-cysteine S-palmitoylation; protein targeting to membrane. The record is from RefSeq and is a predicted model, not a curated record. NCBI's taxonomy places the organism in Eukaryota, Metazoa, Chordata, Mammalia, Carnivora, Felidae.
CUCAAAGGGCCCGCCCCUCCCGGCGCUUCUUCCGGGUGGGGCCCCGGGCGGAGGAGAUGGCUCCCUGGGCGCUCCUCAGCCCUGGGGUCCUGGUGCGGAGCGGGCAUACUGUGCUGACCUGGGGGAUCACGCUGGUGCUCUUCCUGCACGAUACCGCACUGCGGCAGUGGGAAGAGCAGGGGGAGCUACUCCUGCCCCUUACCUUCCUGCUCCUCGUGCUGGGUUCCCUGCUGCUCUACCUGGCCGUGUCGCUCAUGGACCCGGGCUAUGUGAAUGUCCAGCCCCAGCCGCAGGAGGAGGUCAAGGAGGAGCAGACAGCCAUGGUUCCUCAAGCCAUCCCCCUUCGGCGCUGCAGAUACUGCCUGGUGCUGCAGCCCCUGCGGGCCCGCCACUGCCGUGAGUGCCGUCGCUGCGUCCGCCGCUACGACCACCACUGCCCCUGGAUGGAGAACUGCGUGGGGGAGCGCAACCACCCGCUCUUCGUGGCCUACCUGGCGCUGCAGCUGGUGGUGCUUCUGUGGGGCCUGUACCUGGCAUGGUCUGGCCUCCAUUUCUUCCAGCCCUGGGGGCUCUGGCUGCGGUCCAGCGGGCUGCUGUUGGCCACCUUCCUGCUGCUCUCCCUCUUCUCUUUGGUGGCGGGCCUGCUCCUCGCCUCGCACCUCUACCUGGUGGCCAGCAACACCACCACCUGGGAGUUCAUCUCCUCGCACCGCAUCGCCUACCUCCGCCAGCGCCCCGGCAACCCCUUCGACCGCGGCCUGACCCGCAACCUGGCCCACUUCUUCUGCGGAUGGCCCUCAGGGUCCUGGGAGACCCUGUGGGCCGAGGGGGAGGAGGAGGGGGAGGAGGGCAGCAGCCAGGCGGUGUAGGGUUGCUGGAGGCAAGGCCACCAUCUUGUGCCUGAAAACCAGAGGGGCUGCCCCCAGCUGGGGUCGGCGUUCGGAGGGCCUGGGGUUCUUCACUCCCCCCCCUCCUCCCAGGCCUCAGAGCAGAGCUGAAAUGACAGAGCUCCUGCCACAAUAGGCAGUCCUGCCCUCUGAAGGAAGGAGAGGAGGCAGAGGACCCGUGGGGCGCUCGGGCACAAGCAGCCUGGGCUUCUGAGACCCCCCACCCCGCCCCCCAAAGCCAGGAUGCCUCCAUUGCACAGUUUUAUAAGUUUAAUCAUCCAUAAAGCAAAUCAAAUAUUAAAAAACCAAACCAAA